AUGACGGAGCAGCUGGCAUUUACUCUGCUGGACGAAAAGACCCUGAGGAGACUUGAGCACGUGGUACGCUUGUACAAUGCCGGCAAGCCGCUUUUCCCCCGGGCACUGCUGGAAGAUCUCGACCGGCAGAUCGAAGAGGGCAGGGAGGAGAUCCGCAUCAAGGAUUUCGAUGAUGUGGUAAGCACAUAUAGUCGAAGUGUCCCCGCUGUCUGCUUGGACUUGGCUACAACAUACUGCAUCGGAUACAGCAGCAUUCAGCUUCUGACCUACGUUCACCCUUCAUGUGCCAUGAUGAUGUUUGCGGACAAACCUCCAGUGUCCAUCCUAUACACCCGACAUCCCGAAUUCUCGGAAGGCACCAUCGAGGGGCUGGACUCAACUUUUGCCAGUGUGCGCGAACAUUGGCGAGAAAGUGAGACGUGUCACGAAUUGGAAUCCCAUCUGACGGCCUCGCAAUUCUCACUUCCCAUACGCAAGAUUGUGGCUUUCGGCCUCGGGACUCUGGAUCAGAGCCACAAUGGGAGGAUAUCCACGCGUUCAUACGUCCAGCAUGCUGCCGUGGAGACAAUGGCGACCGUGCUGGCUCGCAGUGGGGUCAGUGGAGGGCAGACAGUCGACUGUUAUGUUCAGGACCCUUGGUACAAUGAGAAUGAUGUCAGAUUCCUCCAGAGCAUAGGACUCCAGCCACUAAACGACCCGAAAGGGUUCCUCGAGAUCGAUGAACAUACCUUGGUGUUCUCGGUCUGUCCGAAUGUGCCCGUGAAGCAGAUAGUCGCGGACCUCCAGUGGCCUGGUGCCAUGGUCUGGAAUAGCGUUUGUGGAGAAGAAGAGAAGAAGCAGUGGAAGAGACGAUUGCGAAAUGGCGAGGAGUUCUGGAUGGGCCCGCUCGCCACGGAUCCUGACUCGGACCGCGUAUGUGAGAUGGUUACUCACUAUCAAAAAGUCGCAUUGCAUGAUCCAGAGGACUAUUUUGGUGACCUCUCCCUUUACACCAGGGUUUGA
Messenger RNA from Aspergillus saccharolyticus JOP 1030-1, 1002 nucleotides. Its product is annotated as SRR1 family protein. The transcript has 3 exons. Lineage: Eukaryota; Fungi; Ascomycota; Eurotiomycetes; Eurotiales; Aspergillaceae. The coding region runs from base 1 to 1002 and encodes 333 amino acids. The record is from RefSeq and is a predicted model, not a curated record.